AUUUUAACAGACCGAGAGCGACAUCUAGUGUCUAAUUAAAAAACUGCAUCUUGGAUACCUUGCAUCCGUAAUGCUAAAAUAUACCACACACUGCCUGCAUUUGUAUUCCAUCGCCUCAGCCGCAGUAUCGGAUUUGGAAGAUCCUUGAUGGCAUCUAACCACGUCUUGGUCCACUUUGUGUAGGCUAUUUGUGUCUGAAGAUACAGAGUGAGAUCACUUGGUGUGUACAGUUGACCGUUACCGUAAGGUCUGAUGGACUCGGUGCGGACCACCCCUCACUGCGGUACAGUAGUGAAAGAUAAAUAUAUCCCCCCCACACCUCCUCCUCCUUUCGUGGAGUCCGCAACAUCCUGGCUGGCCGUGGCUGGUGAUCGCAGGCAGCGGCAAGCCCCCUCAAGACGGAUGAAUUAGAAAAACCUGCUGUAACCGCCGGCACCCUCUUUGCUUUUAUUUGUUUUAUAUAGUGAAGAGUCAAGCUGUAAACACUGCUGCCAUCACCCUGAGUGUGAAGCGGAUACAAGGCUUCCAGUGUGCGGAUUCACCAUGGGGAUCAAGGCUGCCCUCCCCAGAUAUGAGCUCUAUCUCUACACAGCUGUACUCGGCGUGGCCUUGAUAUGGGCAGGCAGUUGGAUAUUUGAAGCUUCAAGUGAGAAUGUAAACAGAAAGGCCUUCAGAGAAAGUGUGAAACCAGGAUGGCAUUACUUUGGCAGGAAAAUGGAUGUUGCGGACUUUGAAUGGAUCAUGUGGUUCUCUACAUUCCGCAAUCAUAUCCUUUUUGCUUUCAUUGGUCACGUUAUCUUCGCCAAGAUAUUCACGCUGCUAGCUCCAAAGAUUGGUAUGGAUGGAUGUAAGCACAGAUCCUUGAUCUUUGGUAUGUAUGGUGGUUUGGCAGUCCUGGUCACGAUGGGCUGGACCUUCAUGGCUCUGGUUCUGUCUCACUGCAUCAUACUCUACAGUGUAGCUCUAGUAAAGAGCAAGUGGAUGUGCUUUGCUGCUGGUUUGACCACACUGGCCUCCAUCAAGCUGGAGCCCUAUAACUCCUGGCAGGAAUCUUUGGUGACUGGCUCUUUUGACCUGCAAGACAUCCUGUUCUAUGGAGGCUGCGGCUUCAGCAUCAUGCGCUGUAUGAGCUUUGCACUGGAGAACUGUGAGAAGAAGGAUGGCAACUUUACAUUCUCUGACCUGCUCAAAUACAACUUCUACCUCCCCUUCUUCUUCUUUGGACCUAUCAUGACCUUUGACAGGUAUCAUGCCCAGGCAAACAACACCCAGCUGAUCCGUAAGGAAAGAGAGAUGUGGAACAUCAUCACCAAGGCCUUGGUGCAUCUGGCAGUUAUCCUGGUGGUGGACGUCUUCUUCCACUACCUCUACAUCUUGACGAUCCCCAGCGACAUAAAGCUGGUCACCAAGCUUUCUGACUGGUGUCUGGCUGGUCUGGCCUAUUCCAACCUGGUCUAUGACUGGGUGAAAUCAGCUGUGAUGUUUGGUGUCAUCAACACUGUGGCCACACUGGACCACCUGGACCCUCCUCAACCUCCCAAGUGCAUCACCAUGCUCUAUGUCUUCGCUGAGACGCACUUUGACAGAGGCAUCAAUGACUGGCUGUGCAAGUAUGUUUAUGACUAUAUUGGUGGGGAUCACGAUAAAAUCUUCAAAGAGCUCCUGGCAACCUUCUGCACCUUCGCUAUCACCACCUUGUGGCUGGGCCCAUGUGAGCUGGUUUAUAUCUGGUCCUUCUUCAACUGCUUUGGCCUCAACUUUGAGCUGUGGGUGGCCAAGUUGUUCUCUCUUCCGCCAUUUUCUACCAUAGAGGGUGCAAUGGGUGAAGCCAUGUCGCGCAGGAUCCGUGGUGUGUUCAAUGCUGCUAACUUUUGGGCCAUUGUCCUCUACAACGUUCUCUCCCUGAACAGUUUGGACUUUGCCAAACUGGUGGGAAGACGGCUGAUUUUUAAAGGGUUUCCUCUGUCCACCCUCUCAGUGUUACUUGUGACCUACUGUGGCGUGCAGCUGGUGAAGGAAAGGGAGAGACAACAAGCCCUGCUGGAUGAUCCGCAGCCGAUAAAGUCGGUAGAUGGUGGCAAAGAAAAAGCUGAAUAAACGCACAGAAAAACUGACUUUCACAGACUUCGUGGUCAGCGGCCCCCCUCACGUUGUUCCAUCCUCAACCUUGUGAACUGCGCCAACCCAGACUGCAACAGCCAGUCAGCAUCUGUGUUGUUCACAAGCCUGUGUUUGUGCUUGUGUUUGAAACAAAGCAAUGUUUUGAACUGUGAAGAAUCCUCAAGUGCACUUGCUGUAGAUAAUUACCACAUCCUUUGGCACAAGCCCACCGAUAGUGCAUUUUGUACUUGUAUUUUCUCUGAACAAAAGAUUAUUUAGCAAAUGACAGGCCUGGCAAUUAUUUAUGAGGCUAUAAGGACAUACAGUAUUGUAAAGGAGCACCCAUUGUUGAGAUGACGUUGUCUCCUGUGUUCAUUUUUGAUUUUUCUCAGAUUUGGACAUUUUUCCUUUUACAAAAAAAAACAUCAUCAUUAUGAACACUUUUGUCAGAUGAGGUCUUAAUUUUGCCUUAGUCGCCUUAUCAUGUUUAACAGUGCUGAAAGGAUUAAAAACUUGAAAUCAGGGUGCAAUAUAUGUAGUGCAAUGAAGAAAAUAAACAAAGGGUGCUAUGGAGAUCCUCCACAUAGCUUGCAGCUGAUUGUAAUGUAUAUUUUAUCUGCUGUCACUAAGCAAUCAUACAAAUCGCAAUGUAUAGGAUAGUCUGCUUUAAUGUCGAUGGAGAAUGUAUUUGAGCUCUGAUAAUGUUGCCAGUUUCAAUGUUCAACCAUCCAGGGAGCGACAGCUUUACUGGGCCACCAUAUUGUCUACAGAAGAUUUCUGUAAAUGUACCAGUUAAGCAUCCCUCCACUAACGCCUUCACAUGAUCCAGACCCUCUGUUUACUAUGAAAGGCAAAAAGUUCUGCAGGGAAUAUGGGUCAGUCUUAUCCUGCCUGUCAAAAAAACCUGCUGUGGGUUUUCAGUACAGUAGGCGGUCACUGAGAGUUUAUACAGAUUGUAAUGUCUCUUUUCACUGUAGGGUGUUUAUUCAAAGUUUUUAUUCAAAAUUAAAUUCAAAAUUUAAAAUGUGAAUAUUUGCAUGGUCGAAUGGAUAAGCAUGGUCUGCAUAAAACAGUUUAUCAAUUUAAUUUUUAAAUUGAUGGAAAUUUUUAAUAUGUUGAUAAAGGCUGUUGGAUUUUAUUUGUAUGUUACAUGUCAUCUAUCACCACAAGGUGGCCCAGUUUGACCAAAUUUCAUCAGUGAAUCAUCACUCUGCAGGAGUUUGAGACAACUUCCACUUUUACCAUAGGCCUUUUUCUUAAAAGAAAUAUUCAGAUGUCAAAGUAGGAAAUCAUUUAACUGCUCCAGUUUCAGUGUCUUGGUAUUGUGAUGCUGGCUCUCUCUCUGAGCCAUAAAUCAAGCGGAGCUAUUGUUAAUGUUAUUAGUAAAAUUUGCUGCUUUUUAUACUAUGACUAGACAGUGUCUGCUGUGACAAAGGCCUGUUGUCACCAGUGCAUGUUGUUUGGUGGCAUCAUGUCAUUUCUAGUAACAACCAUUUGGGGAAUGAUGAUAAUAAUUCAUAGGUGUAAUCGAUAAAGUUAACUGUGUUCUGAAUUCUGACUUACUGAUAUGAUGUUGCAUUUUAGUUAAUGUUAUUAGUUUCACCUGUGCUUUUCCUGAUAUGACGAGCUAAAAUCCCUGCUGUGAUACGUCUGAAGAUCUUUUCUGUGUUCAUAACACAUAACCUGACACAGAUGUUCCUCAUAAUUACUAACAGGUGAGACGCUCUUUAUAUCCUUAUUCUUUCUUCAAUAGUUCAUCUUGCAGUUGAAAAAUGUGUAUUAAUCAAUAAAAACUUAAAACUCAGUGCAAAUGUUUAACGCUUAACAACACUUUGAAAGGUCAAAUUUCAAAACAGUAAACACAUGAAGACAAAAAAGGGGAAGAAUAUGUUUCAUAUGUUAUCCUAAAGGUAUUUCAUAAUUAAAUCUCUGUUCAAAUGAUUCAAAUGAUUCUGAGAUCAUUUAAUCAUCUUCAUUUCAUAUGGUGUCAUUGAAAUCAAAUGGUUUUGUUUUUUGUUUUUUUUUUUCAAACUUUCCAAACCUGAUAGCAUUCUUACAGUUCAGGCAUUCUUGUUUCCAUUGGUCUUGUCAUAUCUUGUGGAUAAAGAAAGGAGCAUUGUCAGACAAAACAUGAAUAAGUCAAAGUGGACGACUUUGUCUUUCAUAGAUUAAGUUUCCGCACUAGACUUGGCUUCUGUUUUAAUCUUUAGAAUGGGAAAAUUGCCAUUUUCAGCCAAUAGGUGCCAGUGUUGUUUAUCUAACUGGAUUUCACGAUUGUGUGAUGAAAAGAAACACACCAACCAAAAAUGAAAAUUCAGUCAUUAUUUACUCACCCCCUUUUUAAUGAAGGUUUUAAGCUGCUUCAGUGGUACUGAAUUUUAUUUAUAUACUUUUGACAUUUUUCUGAAGUAUUUCUUCAAAACUGGCUCCACAUAUUACACAUAUAUAACAUGUGUUAGCAUAUAUCAUAUUCAAUAAAUGAAGUUGGCUUGUUAUCUGAAAGAUGAUUCAUCUGAUAAUUUUGUAUGGACUUGAUGUCUUUAACAGUUUUUUAAACAAUUUAUAAUCAAACUAUAAUUAAGAGUUCAACUACAUGUGUUUGAACUGACAUUUUCAUCAGUUUUAUAUAUUUAUUUAUUUAUUUUAUGAAUGUGAGAGAAACCCUGUGGUGAUUUAAAUGGAAGAAACAACCAAGAUAUCUGAUGUAUAUCACCUGCUAAAUAAUAAUCUGCGUCAAGUGAUGCGUUACACUAGUGAAGUGUGUCAUUUAAUGUUUUGUAAUCAGGGAAAGAUUAAAAAUGAUGCU
Molecule: messenger RNA, 4906 nt
Organism: Scatophagus argus
Lineage: Eukaryota; Metazoa; Chordata; Actinopteri; Scatophagidae
Gene: hhatla
Product: hedgehog acyltransferase like, a
Exons: 14
Coding region: 544-2097 (517 amino acids)
Biological process (GO): negative regulation of N-terminal protein palmitoylation
Cellular component (GO): endoplasmic reticulum
Molecular function (GO): acyltransferase activity
Source: RefSeq, a predicted model, not a curated record